UGGAAGAUUUUUGAUGGAAAUUCACAAAACAAAAGCAGCUUCCGAGAUUUAAACUAUACUUGCACCUGUCUUAUUAGUGAGUGUGAAAGUGCGGGGGCGGGAAACACUCACAGCAGCAGGAGCAGGUUGAUAUGGGCCCUGGCAUCCAGUAAAUACUAGGACGCAUCACAUCACAGCACAACCAAAAAUCGGUUGACCAAGUCGUCGUCGUGUAAUACCGUUAUGCCCGGGCUCAGGCGCACCUGCGCAGCCGCCCCCCGUCCGUGUGUGGAAACAAAGUGGAUCGCCAGGAAUCGAUAACCAGAGAGAGGAGAGCUGAAGCUGAGGCCAAAGCCGAAUCCGAAUCCGAGGCCACAAGGAUCUAUCUAUAAUCGAUAUAGCAAAAAUAAAACAAAAAAAACUGCCAUACACCACGCGCUACUCUACCCGCUCUCUCUCUCUCUCUCUCUACCUCUGCCUCUGCCUCGGCCGUUCACCAUGUAUUCGGCGGUCCGCACCCACGACUACGACUAUCCCGAAUCGGAGAUGGACGAGCGCGAGAGCCUGUACUUUGACACCAUUUCGCUGGCGGAUUCCGAGGCGGCGGCUGCCGCAGCCGCCCACCGCAAAUCGCUGUCACAGUCGCGGAACACAAUCUACCAUUCGGCCGUGGAUCUGGCCAAUGAUGAGACACGCAACAGCCUGCGGCUGGGUAGUGGCGCCGCUGCCGAGCAUGCGGCUUUGGCGUGGCAGCCCGGCUAUCGGCAGUCGACGGCACUGGAGCACCUGAACGGUGGAGGCGAUCAAACGGAUGCAGCGAUUGCCGCACAAAUGCUGGCCCUGCACAACGGACGGAAUCAUUUGCCCACGGGGAUUGGUGUUGGCGGCCAUACAGGAGCUGGAGCAGGAGGUGGUGACGAUGAGACCUACAGACGCUUUGAUGAUGGCAAACGGAGCGUGGACUUUGUGCUGGCCUACAAUGGCGAGGAUCAGGUGGAGGAUCAUCGCCGGAAGCGGGAGAUCUUCGAGGCGAAUCUGCAGAGGGAGGGCUUGCAGCUGGAGCACAACAAAGUUCAGCGCGUGCACUUUAUCAAGAUCCAUGCCCCCUUCGAGGUGCUCUAUCGCUAUGCGGAGAUACUGAAGAUCAAGGUGCCACUGAAGCCAAUACCGGGCCAGGAUCAGAUCUUCGAUGAGGCGGCGCCCGCCUUCAAGUCUUGCUUCACCCGCAUGUGCCGCAGCCUCUUCAGUUCCGUGCAGCUGAACACGGAACUCUUUCCCGAACGAGAGCCGCGCAUCCACCUGGAGUUCUCACGCAACUAUCUGGAGCUGUACGACACAGAGCAUCCAAACUUCUUCGAUGACAGCACUCGGUACUCCAUCAUCAACUUUAUACUGCAGCGACAGCACUUUCUCGAAGGCGAGGAAACAGUCGACAAUCUGGGCGUCGAGAAGCUCGUUCAAGAUGGCAUCUAUACAUGCGCCUACACCCUCCACGAUAAAGCGGACAGGGAUCGUCUGCUCAAGGAGUGGGCCAACAUCAGCAAGUGGAAGAACCUCCAGCCACUCGACCAAAUCAAAGACUACUUCGGUGCUAAGGUGGCAUUGUACUUUGCCUGGCUGGGAUUCUACACUCAAAUGUUGAUACCCAUAAGCAUAUUCGGUUUGCUCUGCUUCCUAUACGGCUUUGUUACGUGGAGCAGUGAUCCGAUCAGUCGUGAUAUUUGCGAGGAUAGCGGAACGAUCAUGUGUCCGCAGUGCGAUCGCAGCUGCGACUAUUGGCGCCUGAACGAGACGUGCACGUCUUCCAAGUUUAAUUAUCUGAUAGACAACAAUAUGACGGUGGUGUUUGCCCUAGCCAUGGCCAUAUGGUCGGUGACAUAUUUGGAGUUCUGGAAACGCUAUUCGGCGGGACUGGUGCAUCGCUGGGGCCUGACUGGCUUCACACAUCAUGUGGAACAUCCGCGUUCCCAGUAUCUGGCAAAGAUAUCGCGCUCGAAGCGGCUGGCUGGCAAUACCCAGGGCACUGGCAUACUGGAUCCGGAUGUGCCCUUCUGGAGCAUCAAGUUCCUGCCCAACUUUACCAGCUACAGCAUCAUGGUGUUGUUUAUUUGCAUAUCAGUGAUUGCCAUUGCGGGCAUCAUCAUCUAUAGAAUGGCGCAGCGUGCCUCACACAGCAUCUUGGGCAGCGAGAACUCGAUGACCUUUAAAGUGAUGAUCCUGCCCAUGACGGCGGGCAUCAUCGAUCUGAUUGUCAUCUCGCUGCUGGACCUGGUCUACUCCAAGCUAGCCGUGCAUCUGACCAACUACGAGUACUGCCGCACCCAAACGGAGUACGACGAGAGCCUCACCAUUAAGAACUAUGUGUUCCAGUUCGUCAACUACUAUUCCUCGCUCUUCUACAUAGCCUUCCUCAAGGGCAAGUUUGUUGGCUAUCCGGCCAAAUACAAUCGGGUGCUGGGCUUCCGCCAGGAGGAGUGCAAUCCGGGCGGCUGUCUCAUGGAGCUCUGCAUGCAGCUGGUGAUAAUUAUGGCCGGCAAGCAGGCAGUGAACGCCAUUGUCGAGAUGCUCAUUCCCUAUCUGAAGCGCACCAUCAAGGAGAUGAUUUAUCGUCAUGGCUGGUACAAGAGCCACAAGGAGCAGCGACUGGUGCCCUACAAUCAGUUUACCGAGGACUACAAUCUACUGCCCGCCGAGAAUAAUUCGCUUUAUGUGGAGUACCUGGAAAUGGUCGUGCAAUUCGGCUUUAUCACAUUAUUCAGCCUGGCCUUUCCGCUGGCACCGCUGCUGGCGCUGCUCAACAAUGUGAUCGAAGUGCGUUUGGAUGCCAUCAAGAUGCUGCGCUUCCUGCGCCGACCAGUGGGCAUGCGAGCCAGGGACAUUGGCGUGUGGCACAACAUCAUGACUGUAGUCACACGCAUAGCCGUGGCCUCUAGCGCCAUGAUAAUUGCAUUUAGCACGAACCUCAUACCGAAAAUCGUGUACGCAGCCUCAACGGGCGACCGGGAGCUCAACGGGUAUCUAAACUUUACGCUGGCGUACUUCAACACCAAGGACUUUCAGCUGCAGCCACUGCUCGGGGGCAGUCAGUUUGUGAAUGAGACGGAGUGUCGCUACACAGAGUUCCGGAAUGCGCCCACGGACGAUCAUCCGUACAAGCGGCCCAUGAUCUACUGGAAAAUACUCACGGGUCGUCUGGCCUUCAUAGUCAUCUAUCAGAACAUCAUCAAUAUGCUGCAGGGCGUGCUGCGCUGGGCCGUGCCCGAUGUCUCUGGUCGACUGCUGAAGCGGAUCAAGCGCGAGAAUUUCCUGCUGCGCGAACACAUCAUUGAGUACGAGAAACAGCAUGCCAUGCUGCAGGCCCAGACAGCAGUCCACAUCCAGCAGACCAAGAGCCAGGAGUCAUCGGGGAUGCGCCAGCGCCAUGGUGCUGGUGAUGAGGAUGCCACCUCCUUUGUUUAACAGCCUGGGCCGUCUGCUUGCCUGCCUGCCUUUAUACAUAUAUAUUUUUGUAUAUCCAUAAGUUCAUUCCAUAAGUUUCUUUUAUUUCAUGUAUUGUAUAUACACGCUGACACACGUCCAGCAGUUGUUGUUGUGCUUUGUACUUAAGAUGAUUUUUAUAAUGCGUGUUUUUUGCAUCGAAAGUGCUCAACGAAACGGAGAGUCAAGCAAUUUGCAUUUUUAUAUAGGGUAUACCAUACCAUACACUUGAUAUACAUUAUUGUUGAAUGGUUUGUUCAGAUAUAGUUAAUUUAUGUAUUUUGUACGAGAGAAUCAUCUUUGCUUUUGCCAGCGCCAGCAGCACACAGAAAUUAUACAGAUAUACAUAAUAGAUAG
Molecule: messenger RNA, 3813 nt
Organism: Drosophila persimilis
Lineage: Eukaryota; Metazoa; Arthropoda; Insecta; Diptera; Drosophilidae
Product: anoctamin-6
Exons: 10
Coding region: 478-3438 (986 amino acids)
Biological process (GO): chloride transmembrane transport
Cellular component (GO): plasma membrane
Molecular function (GO): protein dimerization activity; chloride channel activity
Source: RefSeq, a predicted model, not a curated record